Messenger RNA from Alternaria conjuncta, 828 nucleotides. RefSeq lists its product as uncharacterized. Bases 1 to 828 code for a protein of 275 amino acids. Lineage: Eukaryota; Fungi; Ascomycota; Dothideomycetes; Pleosporales; Pleosporaceae. The record is from RefSeq and is a predicted model, not a curated record. The transcript has a single exon.
AUGCCGCUUCUCGCCGCGGGCGCGCACCUCGGCUUUCGACACAGUCACAACCAUGAGAAGGUCGACCCUCGUGCUAUGCACACCAACGUCGUCAUCGUGACUGAGACGAUCUUCACGACCGUCACGCUUGAGUCAACCUCAAGCUCUGCUUCCGCCGGUUGUUCCGUCAUCACUACCUCCACUGCGCUGCCAGAGCCGUCUGUCACCGUCGAGGUCCCGCAGAAGGGCGUCCCUGAAGUUGCGUCUACAUCUACGUCUACUUUCACGUCCUCUGUUCCUCCUUCUGCCGCUCCUUCGUCUUACCCAGGUGGAAUGUACGCUUCGCUCGACUCUGUCCCAAACGAGGCGAUCAUACUCAACUCCUGCGACUAUGACGUCUAUGUCUCGUCCAUCGGCGACAACAAACAAUGCAACAACAGUCCCGGGAGCGACUGCGUGACUGUAUCCGCCAAUAGCACUUAUUCUGAACCCAUUCGCACCUGUAAGGGGUCUGGCAUUUCACUCAAGGUCGCGAAAUCCACGAGCAUGGAUAAUCCGAUGCAAUUCGAAUAUACCGUCUGGGACGACAAGAUCCAGGUGUCUUACGACAUCUCAUACCUCGACUGCAUGACCAAAGACGGGACCAACUUUGACAAUUGCGCCGGCCACGAAAAAGGCAUUCAAGCCGCGGCCAAGGAUGGCCCAUCCUUCGAGUGCGCCGCUAACGAGCCUUGCGCUGCGGAAGCUUACGUCGUGCCUGAGUUUGGGUACCUUCCCGAUGCCCCAGUCGGCCGCGCUACUGUCGAUAAAGGCGUCGCGUUCGAGAUCUGCGCCGGAAACAGAUCAUGA